GUUAUACAGGGAGAAUGAUGGAAGGGUUUUUGAAUGGCUAUGUGUUUGUUGGCCCAUGUGAAAUGUGCAUAAGGGAAUGCUGAUGAAGGCAGUCAAUUAUAUAGAAAUGCUCUUCAGGUCCUUACAGAUUCAAAAAGUAUGCCUUUGGAUGACAACGUAAUGGAAAAGAUGAUAGAUUUACCAGAAUUGCUGCAUUUAGUGGGAAGAUUGAACGGGGAGAUCCCAUUGAGCAUAUCAAAUUGCAAUGCCCUUAAAUUCUUGGAUUUGGGGUUUAACAGUCUGAAUGGGAGUAUUCCAAUUGAGGUUGUGGGUUUGAAGAGGCUUUUGGUUUUUCGAUUGGGGAAUAAUUCGGUUGAUGGAACUGUUCCAGCAGGGUUUGGGAGCAUUGAAUUGCUUGAGGUUCUGGAUUUGCAUAAUCUCAAACUGGUUGGCAACAUUCCUGAAGAAAUCAGCAAUUGCAAGUUUCUUCUUCAGUUAUGGAAUUAUGACUGCUGAACUCCAAGAAAUGUUAUAUCGAGAACAACAAAUUGGGGUUUCUGGCUUCGCAGUAAAUGUGGAUCCAAAAGGAAAUAAUUUGACUACUGUUCAGAAGGUUAAUUUUGAUUUUGAUUUUGUUUUUGUGUCCAAUGCUUUUCCAUUUAGAGAACCUUACUUUUGAUUUUGAUUCUGAUUCUACCAAUUUCCUCUUUUGAAACAUUGACUUGGUUGGUUUUUUAUUUCAUCAUAUUUAUGUUCCAUGUGCUGCCAUUGUGAAGCUCAAGUAAUUUGGCUUGGACAUUGUAGUGUGCAGACUAUCAUCUCCCAUUUUAUAUGACUAAUUACCAUCCCCAAAAGCCUCCGAAGCAGCUGAUAAUUCCAACCCAACAAAACUAGAGCAAUUUUAGCAGGUUGUAUUCUUAGCAUGAAACACACUGUUGUAUACAAUGUUAAGAAUCUAUUACGGUACCUAACAAUAUAUAAGCUUUAAAAGUAGUUCCAAAUGCAUGCUUUUGGCUUGAAUGUCUAAAAUUAAGUUUUAAUGUCAUUCUAGGGAGUAAUUUUUCUUUUUUAAGUUUUAAUUUCAUUUUUUAUCCUCUAAAUUAUUAUCUUUUUU
Messenger RNA from Camellia sinensis, 1093 nucleotides. The record is from RefSeq and is a predicted model, not a curated record. NCBI's taxonomy places the organism in Eukaryota, Viridiplantae, Streptophyta, Magnoliopsida, Ericales, Theaceae.